This is a messenger RNA of Mesorhabditis spiculigera, 459 nucleotides long. NCBI's taxonomy places the organism in Eukaryota, Metazoa, Nematoda, Chromadorea, Rhabditida, Rhabditidae. The record is from the annotation of a GenBank genome assembly.
AUGCGAGAUCCGACUCGGCGCCCACGCUCUUCAAUCUCGAGCUCCGAUUCGCGGGACGAGCGCCGGGACGGAAUCACGGGAAACGACCGAACUCCUCGGGGCUCAACCACUGCCUCGGUUAUUUGCUACCCGGAUGAGGAUGACGUGUUUUUCAAUGGGUCAGAUGAAUAUGAGGGCGAAGUCGAUGAAGCAGCUUCUGGCCCACAAUGGGUGACGCCGGUGAUUUGCAAGACUCAUUACACGGCUGUAUCCACACUCUGUGACCUCGUCCAAAAAGCCAUUAACAUGGCCCCAAAGACCGGAAUCUCGACAGAUAAAGUUUUCGAGUACGUCUACUACACCCAAGCCGUUCGUAUGACGGCCAUCAUUGAAACCGACUUUUUGGGUUUCCUCAAGCGCCACAUAAUUACCGGUGAAAUCAGCGCCGACCUAAAGGACGGCGUGCUCACGCAGCGGGUC